Molecule: messenger RNA, 9426 nt
Organism: Nestor notabilis (Kea)
Lineage: Eukaryota; Metazoa; Chordata; Aves; Psittaciformes; Psittacidae
Gene: CEP350
Product: centrosomal protein 350kDa
Exons: 37
Biological process (GO): microtubule anchoring
Cellular component (GO): centrosome
Molecular function (GO): microtubule binding
Source: RefSeq, a predicted model, not a curated record
AUGUGGAGCAACAAGUCAAAAGAGGUGCCUCUGCAAAAUCUGAGGCAUAACCAAACAAAGGAUUCUGCCAGAGAUCUAACUGCAGCAUGGACUACUUUUUCUCAGACUAAGGCUGCUCUACGUCAUAUAGAGAACAAAUUGGAAAUAGCUCCCACCAGCACGGCUGUAUUUGAUUCUGUCAUGGAUGCCAAGAAGCCCUCUGCUAGUGCUAGCAGGAAAAUAAGCAGAAAAGAUAGGUACAUAAAGAAUUCUUUGGUUUCUGCUUCAGCUUCCCGGUCCUCCAGCCAAAAUAAAUCAAGCAAGGAGAAAUCCUCACGCAGCCCUCUUCGAGCGACCACUCUUGAAAGCAACGUGAAAAAAAGCAAUCAUGUAGAAUUUCGUGAACCACUAGCUUCAUACAGGGAUACAUAUAGUUCUCUGUCUUAUCAUGGUUCCAGCCAACUUGAGGCCAAGCAAUUGCUCUCUAGUUUGGACUUCAGCGAAGCAGAAGGGAAGAUGGAAAUAAUAGGCCGUAUGAUACAUGAUCGAGAUGAGCGGGAUCUACGCAGCAGAGAUUUUGAAAGCCCAUGUUCUUCUGCUGCAGAUGAGACUGUUGUUAGGUAUUUGAAUGACCGACCCGCAAUUGAUGCCUUGCAGAAUAAUGAGGCAUUUCUUAAGGUUGCAACACCUCCAAGACUGGAUGAGGAAAAAAAUAGUGGCUCUGGAGGAGAUGAGAGUACCACUAAAACUCCUGAGAGUAACACAUCCCAGGACAGUGAACUGAAAGUGUCUUCCUCUUCUGCCACCAGUACUUCUAAUGUUCAUAGGCUGGAGAUUUUGAAACAGCGACAGCAUGAUGCUAAGUUGGAGAAGCUGAAGGAGCGGAUUCGGAAGCAGUGGGAGCAUUCUGAAGAGUUGGGUAGCAGAUGGCAACACUCAGGCUAUGUUGAGCAACCUGUCGUGAUCACGAACACGGGGAAUGCAGUAACUCCCAAAGUCAGGAAAGUGGCAACUGCACCUGCUGCUCCAUCAUACAAAGGUAUGGACGUGCAGAAUCCCUCUGAAACAAAAAUUCGCACUCCAGAUGGGAAGAUCUGGCAUGAGGAAGAAUUUCACAUUAGUCAGGAGUUGUAUAGAGAUAUAGCACUACACUUCUGUUUGUUUUUAGAGCAUUCAACAGUGAAAGGAAAACCUAGUGAGAAAAACAAAGAGAAAAAAGCAACCAGACCAGUGCGGAAAGUACAAAAACUGACGCAGUUGUCAAGUCCAGAGUCCAAACAAGGUGGAAACUAUGUAAUAAGUGCAUCCUCCUGGCGGGAGGGACAAAAGCUAGUAAAAAAGAUCCUGGGUCCAGCUCCCAGAAUAGAACAGGACAGAAGAGCUGUAUCUAGUGACAGAACAGGACGAGAGAGAGCUGCCAAGUCUGCAGGCUGUAUUGGAAGGACAGGUUCAGAUUCUAGACUGGAUGUUACCCAUAAAACCUCUUCAAGAAGUUCUGAUAGAUCCAGAAGUAAAGUACGUUCCGAGAACAAUCUGAAGAAACUGGAUGCUGCUGUUCCAGAUGAUAACCAAGAAGAUCAUGCCUCUGUAAAUAAGGACUUCCUGCCCAUAGAGAUACGUGGAAUUCUCGAUGACUUGCAGCUGGAUUCCAUGAGUACCAAGCAAGAGAAAGAUGUGGAAAAGCAGAAUCAGAAAUCUCUUUUACCUACUCAAAAUGCCAGGAGUCACAGUCCAACCAAAAGGAAACCGGACAAGAUAGCUGCCAGCGAGGAGCCUCAGGUGAUCUCUAAGAAACGUCACUAUGAUACAGAUGAGGUUCGUCAGUACAUCAUCAGGCAGCAAGAGGAGAGGAAAAAAAAGCAGAAUGAAGAGAAGAAAGCGCAGAAGGAGGCAACGGAACAGAAGAACAAAAGGCUCCAAGAGCUUUACAGAAAGCAGAAGGAGGCUUUUACUAAAGUGAAGAAUGUGCCUCCUCCCGAGCCUUCAGCAGCCAAACGGUUACAGGAAACCUAUUCUAAACUAUUGCUGGAACGUACGAUUUUAGAAGAGCCACCUCAGCUGCCUGCAGUGCAGGAAACACAGCCCAGACCUGGUUAUCAGCCAUCUGGGGAAUCUGACAAAGAAAACAAGGCUCAAGAGCGUCCUCCCAGUGCAUCUUCAAGUAGUGACAUGUCGCUUUCGGAACCGCAGCAGCCGCUGCUGAGGAGCGAUUUGAUGGAGCCUCCGUGGGUACAGCCAGACAGGUUGAGCCCAAGAAUCCAGCUCUCUCACCCAUCAAUGCUUAUGGGCUCAAGUGGAGGCCCUUGCUCGCAACACUGGAGUCUGGAGCAGAUGGAUCUUUUGUCAAAGGAGUGUGAUGCAGUGCUGUCAGGCAGGAGGAGCCGUGCUGCACCCAUGGGAUGCACGUUGAUGCCUCAUCCCUAUCUGAAUUCACCUGCUGCACAGCAAAACCUCCUAGUGAAGCCUACUGCUAACCAGUAUAAGAGCAAAUUAGAUCGUAUUGAAGCUUUGAAAGCUACAGCUGCUUCGCUUUCUAGCAGGAUUGAAAGUGAAGCCAAAAAGUUGGCUGGGGCUGCCAUCAGUUAUGGUACUAUGUGGAACUCAGACCAUGAAUUCAUGCAAGAAAAACAGGAUGAUGGGCGGUGGGCAAAGGCUGUGAGUCCUCCUGUGAGAGAGGAAAAUGAAGAUGCUUUUUCAGCCAGAAUUCAAAAAAUGUUGGGUACCUGUAUGUCUCAUACAGCCUUUGAUGACAGCCUUCCUGGUGUAGGCAACCUUAGUGAAUUUAAAAAGCUCCCUGACUCAAUCAGGCCUCAUGCUGAUGUAGUCAGCCUUGGAAUGAGGUCCCCUACUGCUAACAGGCAUGAGGGGAUACCGGGACAUGUAUCUAAGAGACAGACAGACUCCCCAGGGCGUGAAAACCAGGCUUACACUCUGAACAAAGCUGUAAUUCCUCCUGAGUCCAGCAUCGAGUCCAUCAGUGAAGGGCCUCUCCCAAGUGAUGGAAGUCUCUCUGAAGAAGAAGUAGGGCAGCACAAACAGUUGCCACUGAAGAUGCUGGAGACCUUAAAGGAGACGGAUUUCUGCAUUCGGGAGAGAAAUGCUUUUGAGCCCAUAAAGGAGUUUCAGAAAGCAGCAGAGAAGUACUUGCCACUUUUCACUCAGACAAGUGGUGCACACAGCAAGGGGCCAUGGGAGGAACUGGCGAAGGGAAGUCCUCACAGUGUCAUCAACAUCUUUGCAAAAAGUUAUCAACUUCAUGGAAAAGUGUUUGAUGAAAGGUUGAAUGGAGGGUCUGCCCUUCUGCGUCCUUUGCUCCCUGCCAUGAGCCCUCCAGAGAGUGUGGUUUCUUAUGAAGAUGAUUUUGUCUCAUCGCAGGGAAGUGGCACUUUAACAGACAAAAAGAUUGCACAUGACCUCAGCAGUAAUUCAAGCAUUCAGGAAGAAGUUGCGAGUAGGAAGUCUCCCCAUGAACCUCGAUUUGUAGAGCCUGCUUCUCAGCAUUCUUCUGGACCACGGUCUGUGGCAUCUUCUCGCUCAUCUGCUUCAUCUAAAAAGAGAGGGAAAAAGGAACGUAAGUGGUUGGACUCUUUCAAUGGAAGUUGUCACCACUUUCCUGUGGAAGAAGAUAAAAUGCUAUCUGAAUUAGAGAGGGGAUCCCAGCAGGCAAAGAAAUCCUUAUCAAGUAGCAGAAUUUCUAGUAAAGAUCAUGAACAGAACCCAGAUACAGACAGCACGCUGGAAAACUUGUCUGGACACUCACUGACGAGUUUCUCAGACAAGGGAAGAUCCCAGAAGACACCAACUUCUUCCCCAUCUCCCAGUUCCCAAAAAAUGUUGCAGUUUGAUUCUAUAGGCAGUACAGCAGAAAGAGUCAAGUCACCUGCUGGCUUUACUGGAAGUACUGCGUCAGGGCUGAAGCCUAACACAGUCUUCCCUGACUUGAGCCUGGGAACUAGUAGGUCUGUAACAGGAGCAGCCUCAGCAAGUGGAUGUAUGCGCUUCUCCCCUGCUGGUCUUCAGCAUCGUUUAUCAGUAGAAUUGAACUACCUUAGUGCUAUUGAGGAGUCUGUGCGACAGCUUUCAGAUGUAGAACGAGUACGAGGCAUAUCACUUGCCCAGCAGGAGAGUGUUUCUUUGGCUCAGAUUCUAAAGGCACAGCAGCAGCGCCAUGAACGGGACCUAGCUCUUUUAAAAAUCAAGGCUGAACAAGAAGCUUUAGAAAGUCAGAGACAACUGGACGAGGCAAGGCAGAAGGCAGCUCAGGUCCAUGCAGAGUCGCUACAGCAUCUCAUCCAGGCAUGUCAGGAGGCUGUACAGGAGACCCCAUGCAAGGCUCCAGCCAAGCAGGCAGAAACUGCGCUUCUCACUGCAGAUACAGCUCACCAGAUCCGUGAGAUGACUGAGUUAGCACGAACGGACACUGUCAGCAUUCCAGCUGCUCCAGUCACCACCUUGUUUGACCACCAGCGGCAGCAUCAUUCAGAGUUCAUGAAACAACUGAGAGCCCGAGCUGAUACAAACAGGAAAUGUGAGUCUGGUGCCAUAUCACAAGGUAAAGAGGGGACAGGUGACUCAAAACAGACAUACUCUCCAAUGUUUGAUAGUUAUUCAGAGUCCUCAAGAUCGAAGGUUCAUGAUCAGAGGUAAGAAGAUACCAGCAGCCGCCAAGAGAGUCCUUCAGUUCCAUCUUCUAAGGAGAAUGAGAAAAAGCCUUCCCGUCGUGAAAAGAUAACUAGCAGUAUUGAAGACCAGGCGCAUACUGGUGUGGAUGAUUCCUUGCCAAGUGAUAGUAUUUUAUCACUGCCAGACGAAAAAGAUUCUGCUUCUGCUGCAAGAGAAUAUUCCAUGAAAUUUGAUGAGUCCAUGACAGAGGAUGAGAUUGAGGAAAAGUCUUUUCGGUCUUUGCUGCCCUCUGAGAGUCAUCGCAGAAAUAACUUGGAGAAGAAACGGGGUAAUCGUGAUGAUUCUGAUGAAGAAGUUUCCCCAGAAAAAACAGCUCUGUCAUCUAUCAAGGAGCUAAGCAUGCCAUUUUCAGGGGGACAAGAUAGUUUCUCUAAAUUUACCAUGGAGAUGGUAAGGCAGUACAUGAAAGAAGAGGAAAUGCGAGCAGCUCAUCAGUCCUCACUGCUUCGGCUCCGAGAGAAGGCUCUGAAGGAGAAGACCAAGGCUGAAUUAGCUUGGCUGGAACACCAGAAGAAGCAUUUGCGAGACAAGGGAGAGGAUGAUAAGAUGCCUCCUAUUCGAAAAAGGCAGCGUGGUCUGCUGCUGAGAUUACAGCAGGAAAAGGCAGAAAUUAAGCGUCUCCAGGAGGCUAACAAGGCUGCUCGGAAGGAAAGACAGCUGAUCCUUAAACAGCAGGCAGAAAUAGAACGAAUCCGUCAGACUACAAUGAAACUGCAGGAGAAACUAAAGUCUGCAGGAGAAAAUAAACUAGAACUUCACAGUGAGGAUGACAUCAAGCAGAGCAAUGGUUCUAGCCCACUUCCAACUGAUGCAGAAACACGCAGCCCUUCCCCAAUCUCAAUCUCCAGCAGUGAGACUAGUAGCAUUAUGCAGAAACUUAAAAAAAUGCGCAGCAGAAUGGAUGAAAAGUUUCUAACUAAGCGAGAACAGAAGCUGAUGCAGCGUCGACAACAUGCUGAGGAAUUGUUGGAGUGGAAACGCCGCCUGGAUGCAGAAGAAGCAGAAAUACGGCGGAUAGAAAAGCAGGCCCUAGCUGCCUGGGACAAAGAGCUGCUCAAAACCAAAAUAGCCAAGAAAGAGCUGGGGGAUCAGAGAACUGAGGCCAAAGAAAUGGCUAGUGAAGAAGAGUCUCCAGCGCCUUCUUGCUCUCAUCUGAACAGUGAAAGCUCUGUCCCAGAAGAUCUGGGCAGUCUAGCUGCUGAGUCUGUCCCAUCAGAGACUAUGGGCCAUGGGCAUCCAGAAAGCUCAGAUCAGAGUGCAGCUAAUGAAGAAAUGGUUUAUUCUGAAGAGUUCAAGUCCCCUACCUCACCUGGCAAACUUGCUCCUCCCAAAAGCAGCAUAUCUGUAUCAAGGCAAGAUUCCAGCAAAAGCAGCCAUAGAACUGGAGGACAGCUGCGUUCACCUGUGAGGUCUCAUCAGGUAUCUCACAACUGGUCUGAUGAAUCUUUAUCUAUGACACAGUCAGAAACCACAUCUGAUCAAAGUGACAUUGAAGGACGGAUCAGGGCCCUGAAGGAUGAACUGCGGAAAAGGAAGUCUGUGGUUUACCAGCUGAAAAAGGAACAGAAAAAAAGACAGAAGGAGAGACUGAAGGCCCAGGAAGCCAGUUUAAUCAAACAACUGGAGUCAUAUGAUGAGUUUAUCAAGAAGACUGAAGCAGAGCUGAGCCAAGAUCUGGAGACAUCACCAACAGCUAAACCUCAGAUUAAAACUCCAUCCUCAGCUGCUGCUGAAAAACCUAAGAUCAAGGCACCACCACUCCAUAGGCCUGAGACAACUAAGAAUUGGAAAUCACUGGCUGAAUCAGAGCGAUCUAGAGCAUCUUUGGAAUCCAUUUCAGAACAUGCAGAUGCUGUGUCAUCAAAAACUGGGAGAUCUGUGUCUGUACACACAAAGAAGGUGGCUGUGACAGAUGUUCAUGUAGAAGAACCUUCUGGAAUACCUUCCUCAGUUUUAAUGUCACCAGGGCAUUCCAGAACAGGAUCUGGUGAUUCCUUAGAAAAUGUACCCUUAUCACCUUUUCUCAAAGAUGUGAAAGACAUUAGCAGAAUAUCCCAUGGGUCAGUGAACAACAUGGUAAAUGCAUCCAGUGAUAAGUCUGCCUUCAGUUAUAAAUCUGAGAUACAGGAAUACUUGGAAUACUUGAAGUCAGAGGAAUAUGAGAUUGAAGGUUCUCAUGUUAAACCUUUGGAGAGUUCUGAUGUCUUGUUGACAUUAAGUAAAGAACAGGAGAGCUCACAGGGCAUCCUUGCAAAGAAAGUCCUCUGUUCUGAAAAUGAACACUCUCAGAAAGAACUGUUCGGUUUGGCUGUGGAAAGUCUUCAUGGUAUGGAAGAAAUCUUGGAACAGAGACUGACAAAUAAACAUGCUGUAACUGGCCCAAAUGCAAAAGAGUCUUCUUGCAAGCUCAGCAAAUCUGCAGAGGAAGAAGGUUAUCUGCUUUCAGAACAACUCUUUAGUCAAAAAGAGCCACCGUACCUUGAAGACUUUGAAGGAUCCACCUCCAGAAAACAAGCAUCAAUCGAAGAAAUGCUUCCUGGGGAACGUUACAAAGAUGACUUUGAAGCAUCUCUUGUCUCCUCUAAUGGGGAGUCACUGAGAGAGCGGUCACAGCACACACAGACCAGCAGAAGCAGAUCCACCAGCCUAGGCAGUGAUGGUGAAAUCAGUGAAUACCUCAGUGACAGGUCUCUCUCUCUGUCUGGCAGCGUGCAUUCAGAGAGGUUAUUAGAACUGAAGUCCCCAACAGAACUUAUAAAAAAUACUGAACGCAGAGAUGUGGAGCAAGAACAGGCCCCUAUUGAAUCACCACUGUGGGCUUCUGUUUCGAUCACAGAAGAAACAGAUAGUUUGCCAAAUUUCAACAUUGGCGAUAGAGUACUUGUGAGUAAAGUCCAGCCUGGAACAUUGCGAUUCAAAGGUCUGACUAAAUUUGCCAAAGGGUUUUGGGCUGGUGUAGAGUUGGAUAAACCUGAAGGGAAUAACAGUGGAACUUAUGAUGGUAUUAAAUAUUUUGAUUGCAAGGAAAAGCAUGGUAUUUUUGCUCCUCCUCAAAAAAUCUCUCACAUUACAGAAAGCACCAAUAGCCAUGUAGACGCAAACAAUGAUGAAGACUCAUUCUUCGAUGAUAGACUGGAGAAGCAACACAAAGCCUACCAGAAAGACAGAGGAAGUUCCAAACCUGGCAAAGAGGAUGAAAGCCAGAGCAGAGAUGCAACAGAGAACUAUUCCCAGGAUAAAGGUCCUGCAGAUACAGCUGUUUCAGAAGCCUCAGCUCAGGAAAGGGUUGAUGAGAAGUUGUCUUCUAAAGCAAACAGCAAAAAUGACAUUUCUGUAGCUACUGAGUCAUUUGCCCGAGAACAGUCAGUGGUGGAUUAUCUGAAGCAUGCUGUAAAAGAGGAGGCCAACCUUGCUCCUCUCAUUUCUAGUGUUGCAGAUGAGAUUUCCACUGUUCAGUUAGAUGACAUCUCAGAUUUUCCUUCUGAAAAACUGGAGAGACAGAAGACGCUGGGAGAAGAAUGUGCUGAAAAGGUAGAUGAUCUCUUUGCUGGACUUGUGGAGAAGCCAGCAACUCCACUUCUGGAUUUGCUGACAAAAGAAAAAAAUCAGUUGGAAGCACAGCUUAGACUGCCACUUAGAGAAGAAGAAAAGUCAAAAGACCAACUGGAAAAAGUCAGCUUGCUGACAGACAGUCUGCUUAGAGAUUUUGUAAAAGACACGGUCAAUCAGUUACAGCAAAUAAAGAAGGUCAGGAAUGAGAAAAUCCAGCUCAGCAACCAGGAGCUCUGUGAUGCAAAGGAGGAAUACAGUACCCCAUCCCAGCAGGUAGAAAAGCAAGUUCCUGAUGGACUGAAUAACUUUUUUCUGAGUUCCAAUUUUGAAGAUGAAAGAGAAGAACUUUCCUCUCCAGACAUGUGCCCCAGACCAGAGAGUCCAGUGUUUGGUGCCAGUGGUCAGGAAGAGCUUGCCAAGAGACUGGCAGAGCUGGAGCUCAAUCGGGAGUUCCUGAGUGUGCUGGGAGAUGAUCAGGACUGGUUUGAUGAGGACUAUGGCCUGAGUUCCCAUAAGGUCCAGCAGAAGCAAGCUGAGGAACCAGUAGUGCUACCCAAGGUAGAACUGCAGAAAGUGCCAACAAAGCCAUGUGAGGAGCCUUUGGCGGUCCCACAUACUGCGGUGGAGGUGGAAGGUAUGGUGCAUGCAGCAGCUGAGGAACUUUGGAAACUGAAGGAGCUGGGUCAUGAUCUUCAAAGUUUCAACCUUCAUACAGAUCUUAGUAGUACUCUCGAAGAGCAGGACACAGACUUUAUAAACAAGCAGGUUUAUAAAAAGGUGGUUUUUGAUUUAACAAGAGAGAUCUUUGGGGAAAUGUUUGCUGAGGAUCCUAAUCUAAACCAGCCUGUUUGGAUGAAACCAUGUAGGAUUGCAUCUGCUUACUUUCGCCGAGUGAAAGAUCCAAAUGACCUGGAUGAAAUCAAGAGCUUCAUUGCAGCUGAAGUACUGAAGUUGUUCAGCCUCAGGAAGGAGCCUAAUCACAAAACAGACUGGCAGAAGAUGAUGAAAUUUGGGCGGAAGAAACGAGACCGAGUGGAUCAUAUACUGGUGCAGGAACUUCAUGAGGAAGAAGCGCAAUGGGUGAACUAUGACGAGGAUGAACUCUGUGUAAAGAUGCAGUUGGCAGAUGGGAUCUUCGAGGCCUUAAUCAGAGACACUGUUGAUGUACUGAACCAGAUAAAUGAGAAACAGCAGAGACUGCUGCUUGUCUAA